AUGAACACCAAACAUUAAAAAUAAUUUAAAAAUUUAGUAGGAGACGAUAUUUACAUCAAAAAGGAUGUAUAGACAAAUAGGUAUUACUUGUAAGAAGUAUAUUUUCCUUAGGAAAGUGUAGAAAGAUUAGCAGUAAAUUGCAAAAACUGGCCUGAUGUCUCUGAUAAAGAGUUUGAGCAUAUUUGCAGUGAAUUAGAAGAAUCUUCUGCUAAAUCUAUAUAAAUUUCUAUGAGAGGACUCAAUAAAAUUAGUGAAGAAGGCUUCUAAAAUCUUUAAUAGGCUAUCAGUUUAAAUAGCCAUUGCAAAGAGUUUAUUUUGGAUUUCGAUAAAUGUGAAAAACUUAAAAACAGUAAUCUUUAGUAGAUCAGUUAAGGACUUUCAAUAAAUGAAUAGCUACAAAUAUUAUAAUUGAGCUUUAGAUACUGCAGCCUCAUAACUGAUGAAGGAGUUUAUUAUAUAAGCUAACUUUUAAAUAGAAAGAAAGAGAAGUUAAUAGAUUUGAAUUUGAAUUUUGAGUAUUCCUUUAAUCUAACUGACGAAAGUGUUAUGCAUAUUUGCGAAUCUAUUUAAGACAGUAACUCACUGCAAAGCUUUAUGCUUAACCUAAAUUCUUGCUCUGUUACAGAUGUUGGGUUAUAAACUCUUCAAAGAACAAUUAGCUCCUGCUCCAAAUUAAAAUUCUUUACUUUGAAGCUUGAGCUUUGUGAUAAAAUAUCAGAUGUAGGAUUGGCCGUCUUAUCAUAAUGUCUGAAUCAAAAUAGCUCUUUGAAAGAGUUUAAUCUAAUUCUAAACUCGAAUCAUGAAAUAACGAAUAAAGGGAUUAAGAAAGUAAUUUAAUAGCUUAGUUAAUUAGCAUGUAAUUUAUAAUUAAUUAAUUUAUCUUUGGAAAACAUUCCUUAAAUCACAGGAAAAGUGCUGAAAUACAUUAAAAAUAUUCAAAUUCCAAAUGGAAAAAAGCUCGAAAAAUUGGUUUUAACUGUCAAGCAAUGCAGUCAAUUUAAGGAGUAAGCUUUUGAAAAUCUUCAAACUCUACUUAAAGAAAAAUAAAUCUCUGUUGAAUAAAUUGUUCUCGAUUUUAAAAAUCAGAAUUUCUUUUCUUCAGAUUCUGAUAAUUUAUCAAGCUAUAGAAAAAUAAUUGAUGAAGGAAUAUCCACUCAAAAUAAAGUCCAAAUACUUUUUGGUAACUCUCAGCAAUUCAAUGCAAAUGAUACUCUCCACAUCCAAUCUGCUUUAGAAGAGCUGAAUCUGUCUAAAAAAAUAGCUUUAACUUAUUCUGAAUCUGUAAAACAACCUAUCUUAAGUGAUAGUUAUAUUUUUUUGAGCUCUACAAACUCAUUUGGACUAGAAACUACUCCUUGUAAAGAAAAUUAAUAUUAUUAUCUUCAAUUCAAUGAAGAUAAAGAGAAUAAGGAGCUAUAAGUAUCUAAAUUGAAAUCAAUAGUAAAUACUAAUCUAAACUAAAAUAUCAACAAUGUUUCUUAGGAGAUUUUCUAAACCAGAUUAAAUUUAGAAAGAUGCAAUUAGCUAAACAUCUUAAAAGAUGUUUACACUUGUGCAAGAAUUUCAUCUAAAAAUUACACCAAAUUUGAUAUAGAAAUACAUAAAAAUGAGGUUAAUGAAGAGUACUUUGAAAAUUCUAAUGAAACUGGAGAAAGUGAAAUUUCCUAAAAAUGCUCACAUGCUAAAGAUUUAUUAGAUUAAAUAAAUUUCUCCAGCUUCUUUUAUUCAAUUGUAAACUCCCUUUCAUACAAUUCUGUCAAUAUUAAUAUUUCUUAUGGACUUAUUAACGAUAAAAUAAUAUAAAGUAUGUCUAAAUCAAUUAAAUCCAAUUAAAGUGUAAAAGAUUGGUAAUUUUAUUUUGGAGAAUGCAACCAAAUUACAGAUGAGAGCUUAACAAUUUUCUUUGAAGACCUACAAGAAGCAAGCUAGAAUAUUAAUUCUUUGAUCAUUUAAUUUUUGAAUUGCACAAAUAUAUCUGAUAAAUCAUUAUAAAAAUUAAAUAAUUUCAUUGCAAAUAAUAAGAAUACUUUAAAAAUUGAGUUCAUUUUCUCUAAAUCGAACUUUAUCUCUGACAAAAGCUUAAGUUAAUUACUUGAUACAAUUUAAAAUGAUAAAGUUCAAAAAAGAACAUUUCUCAUUUCGUUCCUCUCCUGCUAAAAGCUUUCUCUUAAAUAAAUGGUAUUGCUUGACAAAGCAAUUAAAAAGAAAAAUGGAGAAAUAUGA
Molecule: messenger RNA, 2223 nt
Organism: Tetrahymena thermophila SB210
Lineage: Eukaryota; Ciliophora; Oligohymenophorea; Hymenostomatida; Tetrahymenidae
Exons: 1
Biological process (GO): SCF-dependent proteasomal ubiquitin-dependent protein catabolic process
Cellular component (GO): SCF ubiquitin ligase complex
Source: RefSeq, a predicted model, not a curated record